GAUCUGUUAACCAUUAACGAGCCUUGUUUUGUUUUAUUCGCAUUUUUAGUUAAAGGGCUCUGAGAACUAAUCUCUCUUGCUUCGUAUGGCUCUCUCUGUUUCUUGUUCUUCUUUGUCAUCACCCAAAAUUUUCCCUCAUUUUCUCUCUUCCCGUUCAUUUCCUCUCUCUCUUCCUCAACCAAUUUCCUUUCUUUUCCUCCAAACACCACUAAAAAAAUUCCACUACCACCCACCAAGAGCUCUGAGGGAAUGGCAAGAAUACGAGGAAGCAGUGAAGCGGAAGGACUUAGCCUCAGCUCUAAGCUUCCUCAUAUCCAUCGACAAGAACAACAGCGACAACCCAGUUGAGGGAAAUGGCUCCUUGUCGACUGACUCGACUCGGUCACGACUCGGCGAGUUGGGUUUUGUUGGUGGGUCAGUGAGGGAUUGGGAGGUGUUGGACACGUGCCUUAAUGCUGAUGAUAUGAGGCUUGUAGGCAUUGCUUACGAGUUCCUUAAGGACAAAGGGUUCUUGCCCAGUUUUGGAAGGUUCAGUAGCCUUGUUUUGGAGGGGACUAGGAAUGUUACACCAACCGUGUUGAAGUCUUCAACUGGCCUAGAAGCUUCUAAAUUUUCUCCAAAGAAGUGGGGUCUUUCUGGAAGCUCAAGUGUUGUAUUGGCUGCUUUUCUUGGUGGACUGUCCUAUCUGCUUCAACAAGGAAUUGAUGUCAGGCCUCAACUUGCUAUCAUACUGGGGCUAGCCUUUACAGACUCGAUCUUCCUUGGUGGCACUUGUUUAGCUCAAUUCUCAAGUUAUUGGCCUCCAUAUAGGCGACGGAUUCUUGUUCAUGAAGCAGGCCAUGUGCUGGUAGCAUAUCUUAUGGGUUGCCCUAUUCGUGGAGUAAUUUUAGACCCAAUUGUUGCAAUGCAAAUGGGCAUUCAAGGGCAGGCUGGAACUCAGUUUUGGGAUGACAAAAUGAAUAAUGAAAUGGCAGAAGGACAAUUGAGUGCUUCCACCUUUGACAGAUACUGCAUGGUACUUUUUGCUGGCAUUGCAGCUGAAGCUCUUGUUUAUGGUGAGGCUGAGGGUGGGGAGAAUGAUGAAAACCUGUUUAGAAGCAUCUGUGUCCUUCUGCAACCGCCACUCUCUGUAGCGCAGAUGUCAAAUCAAGCAAGGUGGUCAGUACUACAGUCCUACAAUCUGCUUAAAUGGCAUAGGCAUGCUCAUCGAGCUGCUGUCAAAGCUAUGGAAAGUGGUGGCAGUCUUAGUGUUGUAAUUAGGAAAAUUGAGGAAGGCAUGUCUUCCAGCGGAUGAAGUGCAGAAGUUUGAAUGUACUGCUUAUAUUAUUCACAUUCUUAUAAGAGGCAAAAUGAAACUCAAGUCAUAAAAAAUCUGAAGCAAUAGUGAUGAUAUUUCUCAUUUUGUGAUUAUGGCUUGUUCUUCCUUGUUAAUGGUGCUGAUUUGCACUUGAUCAAAAGAACUCCAUGAAGUGAAGAGUGUUGAUAUGCACUUGAACAAAGCAGCUUCAUGAAAUGAAGAGUUUGGGUGCGGGAAGAUGAUUUUUCUGAAGACUUUUUAACUUUGCAAGUCUGAUGACCCCUUGGAGGAAGAUUGCAGACUCUUGCCACGUGCUGUUGAUAUUCAAAUGGUUUGGAGAUGCGAAUGGCCCUGAUAACUCUCUGCAGUCAAAUCGCAAACUGCUAAGUCUUAUGUUUGAAAAACUGAACAAAGAUCUAGGUGUCUUUCCUAUUCACCCUGAAUUUUUGUUGGGUCAAGUGAUAGGUUGUCUGACGGUAUUUGGUACAUGGUUGCUAUUGGCCAUCGGGCUGAGACAGGCGUAAGAUCUCUCAGUUAUGUCGCUGAUGUUCUGUCUGGUUUUAGAUUAUGUAAGAAACAAGAAAAAUACAAUUAGUAUCUGAGAGAAAUUAUCUUGUUCAA
Messenger RNA from Theobroma umbraticum, 1918 nucleotides. RefSeq names its product ATP-dependent zinc metalloprotease. The record is from RefSeq and is a predicted model, not a curated record. Gene Ontology annotation, biological process: proteolysis. Gene Ontology annotation, molecular function: ATP binding; metalloendopeptidase activity; ATP-dependent peptidase activity. Lineage: Eukaryota; Viridiplantae; Streptophyta; Magnoliopsida; Malvales; Malvaceae.